Grosmannia clavigera kw1407 is the source of this 486-nucleotide messenger RNA. RefSeq lists its product as uncharacterized. Bases 1 to 486 code for a protein of 161 amino acids. The transcript has 3 exons. Gene Ontology annotation, cellular component: membrane. The record is from RefSeq and is a predicted model, not a curated record. Lineage: Eukaryota; Fungi; Ascomycota; Sordariomycetes; Ophiostomatales; Ophiostomataceae.
AUGAAGAUCAACUGGCUCCUCAUCCUCCGCGUGCUGCAGUGCGCCUUUUCGAUCAUCAUUCUCGGCCUCUCGGCCUAUGUCGUCAACUGGUACAACACCGACAUCCUGACCAAGUCGCCCACGCAGGUUAACUUCCUCGUCGCUGCUCCGAUCAUAUCCAUCCUCUCCAUUGCGUAUGCCGAGAUCGCAUCGCGAUUCGUCAAGCAAAUCUACAACCCCUACGUGGCCAUCGCUUGCGACUUUGUCAACGCCAUUCUCUACUUUGCCGGCUUCAUCGCUCUGGCCGUCUUCUUGAGCGGCCUGUUCUUCUGUCGCGGGACCGUGUGCGCGGCCGCGCGCGCCGACACGGCUUUUGCCGCCUUCUCGUGGGCUGCCUGGAUCGCCAGCACCGUCUUGACCGGCGUGGACAUCUUCAGGACCCGCGCGAACAGCCCGACCACGCGGACGCGGGUCGAGAUGAAGCAGGCUGCAACAAGCCAGGCAUGA